AUUGUGAAUAUAGUUUUCACCUUAUUCUUCUCAUAAUUGUUCAUAUUGUAUAUAGUUUAUUAAUGUUAAAGAAAAAUCUGUUUAUUGGACUAGAAGGGGGAGAUGUGUGAAUGUGCGUCUCUGUGUUUUGAACUGUUGACGGUAGACAGACAGAGAGCUACUAAAUACUAGCCCAGUCUUUGUAUUGUUAUUUCCAUGGCCCACCACCGGUCUCAUAUUUUGUAAGUAUUUGUCCUUCCUCACUUGUCUAUUUGGCUGUAAUAAAGAGCUGACAGCUAAUAACUGGGCAGAGUGGAGGGUGGAACUUCCUGGAAAGAUAGGAGCUCUGGGAAAGAAACCAAGGGCAUGAGUGGGACACAGAGGUUAAAGGACACAAGAGUGGAGCAGAGAUAGAGCUGGCCAUGUGGUGGGACGUAAUGCCAGGACUAGUUGGGUCAAGCCAGAAAGCUUGCUGUGAACCUGCCCAGCUAAAAUGCCCAAGCUUUAAAAUACCAAAAAGCCUCUGUGUCAGUAUUUUUACUGCUGGCAGAAAUGGUUGUGAGUUGUUCUGCAGGUUCUGAAGCAUGAUGGAAUUUUAGGGGUGGGGAUCGUUUCAGUAAAUACAGUUGCCACUGUGAUUCCUACAGCAGGCUCAUGGUGUCUUUCUAUUUGUGGUAUUUUGGAGACACAGUCAGCAUGAACAGGAAGUCAGCCAUAGAAGGAUGGGAGACUUUCUCUUAGCUCUUCUGCAGCAAUGCUAGCUGGAAACAUGGAGAGGAAGGAGGAAGAACUCUAAAAAGGUCACUCAAAUCAGGCAGCUAUGGCUGAGGAGUUUGUCACCCUCAAAGAUGUAGCCAUGGACUUCACCUUGGAAGACUGGGAAGAGCUGGAGCUAGAGCUGGGCCAGGGAGACCUGUUCUGGGAUGCAACCCCGAGCACCUGCCAGGACCUUCUCUUGUUCACAGACCCCCCACGACCCAGCCUGGUUUCCCAACCAGAUAUCAGGGAAGAGCUGGAAGCGAUAGUCAGAGGAGGCCCAGAAGCCAGCAGUACUGAAGUGAUUGACACCAAGAACGCUGCUUUGCAACAGGGCUUCUCAGAAGAUGCCCUAUCCCAGAUUAUGGAGACAUUUUCCAAGGAGGAACUCAAAUUUGAAGGCUGUAUAGGUGAGAACUGGUUAGAUAGUUUUUUAGAAGAGCUAGAAAGUCUUCCAAGAUCUGAUAUUACCAACAAGGAAAGCCCCACAGAUUACAAGAGUCCUGAAUUCAAGAGCUGCUUCAGUCCUGGGCCUCUCUUUUCCACAAGAGAAGAUGCUGUGAUGUCUGAUAUUCCUGAAAAGAAACUCACACCAGAGAUACCGAAGGAAUCCAAGAGUGACUUGAGCCAUCAGGACCCUGUCCUGGGAGAGGAGAUGCUCUAUAAGUGUGAUGAGUGUGAGAAAAGCUUCAGCCAGAGUUACCACCUCAUCCAGCACUGGAUUAACCAUGUGAGGGAGAAGCCUCCUUCAAGGCAAGAGCAGGAGCAGGGGCUCAGCAAGGGUGCUGUUCUUCUCAUGAACCCAGUGACUCAAACAAGCUACAAGUCUUUCAUGUGUGAGGAAUGUGGGAAGAGGUUUAGUCAGAAUAUGUACCUUCAGUGGCAUCAGAAAAUUCACACUGGAGAAAAACUCUGUAAAACGCAAAAUGAUAACCUAGACCAGCCACUUAAGAGUCAAAGUGGUAAGCCCCAAAAGCUGCAGCAGAGUAAAGGUGCUGACUCAGCAAAAGUAUGUACCACUCAAGGUUGGGACCAAGAAAAACCAUCUACUAGUAAAAGUAGUGACCCAGAAAAACUGUGUAAGAGUCAGUGUGCUGACACUCCAUCCAUUCUUCAUCCACAGCCUAUUAAACAUCAGAAAACUACAAAUACUAAGUCCUACAGAUGUAAGAAAUGUGGGAAGGCAUUCAGCCAGGCCUUUCAUCUAGCUGGACACCAGAAAGUCCAUACUCAGAAACUCUACAAAUGUGCUGUAUGCCCUGAAAUCUUCAAUUUACGGAAAUAUUUCUUGCAGCAUCAAAAAACUCACUUUGUGAAAACUGUCUUUGAAUGUCAAGAAUGUAGAAAGAUCUUUAGUCAGAGGUCAUUGCUUAUUGAGCACCAGGCUGUUCAUACAGGAGAGAAGCCACACAAGUGUAAUGAAUGUGGUAAAGCUUUCAACCAUUCCUCCACCCUGAAGACCCACCAAAGGGUUCACAGUGGAGAGAAGCCUUACAAAUGCAGUGAGUGUGGGAAAGCCUUCUGUCGGAGCACACACCUUAGUGAGCACCAGCGAAUCCACUCAGGCUACAGGCCCUACCAGUGUUCAUCUUGUGUCAAGAGGUUUAGCCGCCCCUCUCACUUGAGUCGACAUCAGCUGAGCCAUGCCACAGAGAAGCUCUUUGACUGUGCUGAAUGCAAGGAGACCUUCAGCCAUGAAGAACAGCUACUGCAGCACCAUAAGGCCCACAGCAUCGAGACCCAGUAUGAAUGUAAGCAGUGUGGAGAACGCUUCAUUUGCAGCUCAACUCUGAAGUGCCACCUGAGCAUUCACACCAGAGAAAACAUAACUGAGAAAGAUUUGAGUUGGAACUCAAGGCACACUGAGAAACGCUUUAAGUGUGACAAGUGUGGAAAAGCCUUCAUCCAGAGCAAGAACCUAGGGAAGUAUGAGAAGAUUCAUACCAAGGUGACAGCCUGUGAGUGCAGUCUACUUGGGGAAACCUGUGACCAGAGUGUGCAGCUCAUUUGCCGUCAGAGCACCCAUGCUGAUGUGGAGCCAGGUGAAUGCCCUGAGCCUGAGAAACCCACGGAUAACACCUCUGUCGCUGAACACCAGCCUUCCCAAAGUGAGUGCCCCUUUAAAUGUAACAAAUGUGACAGGACCUUUAGCCAGAGUGCCCACCUUUUGAAACAUGAGUUAAUUCACACUGAAGAGAAGCCAUUUAAAUGCAAUGAAUGUGACAGAGCCUUCAAGCAGAGUAACUACCUUAUUCAGCACCAGAGAACUCAUGCCAUAAAGAAGCACUUUGAGUGCAGUGAGUGUGGGAAGACAUUUCAUCAGAGCUCCUGCCUUUCUAAGCAUCAGAAAAUUCACGCAGGGGAGAAGCCCUUUAAAUGUGGUGACUGUGGGAAAUCCUUCCUUUUGGGUGCCCAACUCAUCCGACACCGGAGAAUUCACACUGGGGAAAAACCUUAUGUUUGUCAAGAAUGUGGGAGGGCCUUUGGCCAGAGCUCAGGCCUUUCUCUUCACCGUAGAGUUCACACUGGUGAGAAGCCAUACACAUGUAGCAAGUGUGGGAAAGCCUUCUCCCAGAAAGCGAAUCAGAUGAAGCAUGAGAGGAUUCACAAUGGAGAAAAGCCGUAUGCCUGUGACGUGUGUGGUAAAGCCUUUGGCGUCAGCACCCAUCUCAGUCAACACCAGAGAAUUCACACCCAAGAGAAACCAUAUUGUCAAGAUUGUCACAAAGCCUUUUACAGCUAUUCUGCUCUUAGCAAACAUGAGCAACUCCACAGCUGUAAGGUAACAGGUGGCACCGCUGAGAGCCACUUGGUGCCAGCAGAGUCCCACACUUCUGAAGGCAUUCAUGUCAAGCCAGCCAUUGCAACCAACACAUUGCAGACCUCCCCUCCUGAUAAGUCCUAAUAAAAAUCGACAAGACAAAUUAUACAGGCUCGUUCCAUGCAGACCAGCAAUUUUCAGCUCUCCUGAUGUUGUGACCUUAGUUCCUCAUGUUGUGGUAACUCCAACCAUAAAAAUCAUUUCAUUGCUACUUCAUAACUGUGAUUUUGCUACUGUUAUGAAUUGUAAAGUUUUCCGGUGGUCUUAGGAGACCUUUUGGAUCCAGAGGGGGUUAAGACCCAGAGGUUGAGAAGCGCUGAAUCUGAAGCUGUGCAAUGUCAGCAUUCAGGGGUAGACUUUGGGGCCAGUCCACCUGAGCCGAACUCCAGUUCUGUCAUCCUAAGUAGCCUUGUGAAAGUCAUAACAUUUUUCCAGUACUUCAGUUUCCUCAUCUAUAAAAUGGGCAUAAAAUUCACAUCCCUCAGGGCUGUGGUGAGAAUUAAAUAAAUCUCAAGCACUUUAUACCUGGAACAUGCAUAGUUCACUGAUGAUGAACUAUGGAUGAGUGUCUAACUAUAAAGCAUGAACACACUUAGAUUGAAGAUGAAAACUUGUGAACCAUUCACUGUGGCUAAUGUUCAUUGUAGCAUAUAUAGCUUUUAAGAUUUUCCCAUUUACCAGUUUUUGCUCAACUCCCUACUCUUUUUAAAUACCUGGCAUUUUCCUUUC
Messenger RNA from Meriones unguiculatus (Mongolian gerbil), 4285 nucleotides. RefSeq names its product zinc finger protein 473 (gene Znf473). NCBI's taxonomy places the organism in Eukaryota, Metazoa, Chordata, Mammalia, Rodentia, Muridae. The transcript is spliced from 4 exons. Bases 800 to 3640 code for a protein of 946 amino acids. Gene Ontology annotation, biological process: regulation of transcription by RNA polymerase II. The record is from RefSeq and is a predicted model, not a curated record. Gene Ontology annotation, molecular function: DNA-binding transcription factor activity, RNA polymerase II-specific; RNA polymerase II cis-regulatory region sequence-specific DNA binding.